This is a messenger RNA of Aspergillus versicolor CBS 583.65, 1983 nucleotides long. RefSeq lists its product as uncharacterized. The record is from RefSeq and is a predicted model, not a curated record. The transcript has a single exon. Gene Ontology annotation, biological process: phosphorylation; phosphorelay signal transduction system. Bases 1 to 1983 code for a protein of 660 amino acids. Gene Ontology annotation, molecular function: phosphorelay sensor kinase activity. NCBI's taxonomy places the organism in Eukaryota, Fungi, Ascomycota, Eurotiomycetes, Eurotiales, Aspergillaceae.
AUGCCGAAGGGCGAACACUGCGGGAAUAUCUGCGCGCAGCAGCUGGCGGACACGCUACCUGUCGGCGUGGCGGUUGUGAACCCGCGCGACGAAAUUGUCUUCGUGAACCGGCGCUUCCACGAGCUCACCGCGAGCCGUUUGCCCAAGGGCCUGGAUUGUCUAUCACAGUCGAUCCACUACGAUGAUUACGAGCAGAUCGCCGAGGCCUACCAUGUUGCUGUGCAGACGAAGACGGGGAUCCGCAGAGAAUACCGAGCGACAGGAAAGACGGAGGACUGGCGGGCUCUCUCGCUGACGCCGCUAGACGAGGACGAUGUAGAGCAGUUUGGUUUGAGCGAUAACGGCGGAUUGAUUUGUAUGAUUAGCGACAUUACACUGGAGAAGACGGCGGAGCUAUUGCAGAGGAAGAUUGCGGAUGAUGCGAAGCAGCGCAAGCAACAGCAGGAGCGGUUCAUUGAUAUGAUUAGCCACGAGGUGCGCAACCCUCUGUCUGCGAUCUUGCACUGCGCGGAGGAUAUCAUGGAUGCAGUGCAGGAUGAGGCACCGGAGGGUGCGAAGGAGCAGAUGGCCAGGAUUGCAGAGGCCGCGGAGACGAUCAAUCUCUGCAUCGCCCAUCAGAAGAAGAUUAUCGACGAUGUGCUGAUUUAUUCAAAGUUGGAUGCGUCGAUGCUGACCCUGUCGCCGCAACAAGUUCAGCCGAAAACACAUGUGGCUACGCUGCUGACCAUGUUUCGGCCUGAGCUUCGCAAGCAGCGUAUUGAGUUCCAGUACCAGCUUGACCAGUCCUAUGCCGAUUGUGAUCUGGACUGGGUGGUGGCCGACCUCGACAAGAUGGGUCAAGUCUUGAUCAACCUCGUCUCCAAUGCUAUCAAGUUCACGGCCCAGUCGGAGAGCGAAAGGAAGAUUCGAGUCUCCAUGGGGGCUUCCAAGAUUAGACCACCCUCAUACCCGCCGAAUGUCGUAUUCUUUGAGCCAAACGAAGCUGCUUUGAAGCUUGACUCUACUGGGGGUCCUGAUUGGGGUCGCGGGGAGAGCGCAUAUAUUAUGGUCGCCGUCAAGGAUACGGGGAUCGGAAUAAGCGACCAGCACCAGAAACUGCUAUUCGAGCGAUUCAAACAGGCAACACCUCGAACAGACCGGAUCUAUGGGGGAUACGGGCUGGGUCUUAAUAUCAGUCGCAGGCUGUGCCAUAUGCACGGCGGUGAGAUUGGCGUCAGCUCCAAGGAAGGCGAAGGAAGCACCUUCGGCUUUUUCUUCACUAUUCGUCGAUGUGUCGACAUGCCUGAGAUCACAGAAGAAGACAGAGAGUCUCCUGUCGAUGAGUUGUGCCAUCAGAUUAAGGAUCUGGACAGCAAAACUCCAGACGUCGCACGAGAUACCUCCAUGGCGGACUUCUCUCAGGACCCACCAGUAACACACGUCAACGAGGUCGCAGUCAGCACCAAGAGUGACGAUCGUAAGGACCAUUCGGCAGAACUGGCCGCCGCAGUAUCUCGAGGCGACAGCUCGUCAAUUGCAAGCCGGCACGGCACCAACGUCGAUGAAUUCUCAACCAAGCAAGAGCCCAAGGCAAUAACUGACAUGUCCAAACUAGAGCGCCCUCACCAUAUUUUGUUUGUCGAAGACAACAUCAUAAACCAACGGGUUCUUUCACGCAAGCUGAAAAUCGCGGGCUUUGAGGUCACCACAGCGAAUAACGGACAGGAGGCGCUUGACGCGUGGGAGCGCCACACAUUCGACUGUAUACUCAUGGACCAGGAGAUGCCUGUAAUGGAUGGGAACUCGGCAACGCGCGAAAUAAGAGCACUCGAAAAGCGCAAGGGGACCCGUGUUCCUAUACUGGGGGUCACUGCAAACGUGCGACAAGACCAGCAGGCGGACAUGUUGGACGCGGGCAUGGAUGGGAUCGUGCAUAAACCGUACAAGAUGUUGGAGCUCUGUGACAAGAUCCGUGAUUCAAUUCGAGCCACCGAGAUAGAAUAG